Messenger RNA from Theobroma cacao (cacao), 2432 nucleotides. RefSeq names its product Regulator of Vps4 activity in the MVB pathway protein. Gene Ontology annotation, biological process: protein transport. The record is from RefSeq and is a predicted model, not a curated record. NCBI's taxonomy places the organism in Eukaryota, Viridiplantae, Streptophyta, Magnoliopsida, Malvales, Malvaceae.
GUAAAUAUACGUAUCACUUUUUUAGUUCAGUGCAGUAAACCGGACUUCCUUAAAAAAAAAAAAUGUCUUAAAAACGGUACUGAAGAAGCUUAACCAUAGAACUUUUCUCUUCUCCUUUAAUGGCAGAUCUUGCAUUUUAUUGAUUUGCAUUUUGAGUUUACGGCGUCGUCUUUGAGUUCUCCGAGUCCAAUCGUUCCACGGAGUUGAACAAAGGAGUGAUCGGAGAUGCUGGACGGAAUCCUAGGCCGUGGUUUUACCUCCAAAUGUAAAUCAUUGAUCAAAGUGAUAAAGAGUCGGAUCGAUGUGAUAAGGAGGAAGAAGAGUGCCACGCUUAAGUUUUUGAAGAAAGAUAUAGCUGAUCUGCUCGCUAAUGGCCUUGACAUUAAUGCUUAUGGCAGGGUGGAAGGAUAUAUAGCUGAAUUGACCCUGUCUUGUUGCUACGAUUUUGUCGAGAAAUGUUGUGAUUUCGUGUCGAAGCAUGUUUCAGUUAUGCAAAAACUGAGUGAUUGCCCCGAAGAUUGCAGGGAGGCUGUUGCGUCUCUAAUGUUUGCAGCUGCAAGAUUCUCUGAUUUGCCAGAGUUGCGUGAUCUUAGGCAAAUAUUUCAUGAGAGAUAUGGAAAUUCCCUGGAAUUAUUUGUUAAUAAACAGCUUGUCGAGAAUUCAGCUUCAAAUCCGUCCAAAAUGGAGAAGAAAGUCAAGGUCAUGCAUGAUAUAGCGUCAGAGUUUUCCAUAAAUUGGAACUCUGAAGCUUUUGAGCGAAGAAUGUCUAAACCGACUGUGAUUCCACAGGACCAACCUAAAAAUGAUGGGUCUUUCAAUGUCAAUGGUGAUAAGCAUAAAUCAAAUGAUGGAAAAAGUGCCGAUCCACAAGGGGAUAAACCUAAAGUUUCUGCUGGUAAGCUUGAAUUUUGGAAUGGGAAGGAUGAUGUUGCCUUGAAAACAGCUAGAUUAAGCAGUUCUUCUUAUGUGAAAAGAAUGGAAAGAGUUGAAGGUGAAGUCAAGCUAAAAGACAGUAGGGAGAAUAGAGUACCUAGAAUAGAUAACCAAGAUGUUCUACCACAGGGAAAGCCAGAUCUAGAUCCUAGUUAUGCAGCUCCACAAUUAAAGAGUCAUGAUAAAGAUCUCUUUGCUGCUAAUAACUAUGCUGGCCAAUACAAUGUCCAAAAUUCAACAAGAAAAGCUCAUGAGGAAGAUGAACCCAAGUGGAAGCCCUACUUUAAUAGUGGCAUCCCUCCUCCUUAUGUUAAACCCAAUAUCAAACCAAAGCAUCUCAAGCAUGGUGCCAGUGAAGGAUCUUCACAUGCUGGUUUUGAUAGCAAUGGAGUCUCUGCUGAUCCUUCAACACAUAACAUGGCCUAUGCAGUUAAUAGAACUGAUAAGUACCAAGAAGGGUUGUAUUAUCCUGAUAAAGAGGGGCAGAUAAUUCCACCUACAAAAGUGAUUAGUCAUGAUUGCAAAAAAGAUUAUUACUAUAAUCAUGAUGGGAGCAAUACCCCCAUACCAAGACGAAGAUCGUCAAGGAGGCGACAUUUGAGAUCACCAUCUGGUCAUAAUGGAGUCGAUAAUGUUGAAGAUACAGAGUUUGCAAGGAGGAAGCCGAGAAGCAGGAGAAGGGAUGACUCAAGAAGAGGCCUGCAAAUCUUGUUUGAUGAUGGGCAGCAUAGAAAUGAUGAGGAGGAAAGGAUAAUUGAUAAGCUGUUGAUGCAUUACAGUAAGAAGCCAUCAUCCUGUGACGAGGGAAAGGUAAGAAGAAAGUCUAAAAGUCAUCAUGCACAUCAUAUGGGAAGUGAUGUGGGUGAAGUCCCACAGAAAGCAAGCAGAGAUAGAUCUGAUGAUAUGUCUAAGACCAUUUCCCAUCCAGCUCGAUCAAUUUCUCUCCCUCAUGAACAAACAGCUCAAUCAGAGGGAACUAAAGUGUAUGCUCGUGCUAUAUCCUUCCAGCAAGAUAGUUCAAAUGCAGCCCGGCAUGUGCAUCCAAAGUUACCAGAUUAUGAUGAUUUGGCUGCUCACUUUGCAGCAAUGAAAGGGAGAUAGAGCAUUAAGCAUAUUGAAAUCAUUAUUUUUAAUCUAAUCAGUUUGAUUGCAUUAAGCUUAAACUUCCUGCAUUUGCAUAGCUGAGUUGGUGCUGGCGCUGUCUUUUGGGGAAACCUUGAGCGGUACUUCGAUGGGAUUGUUGGCCCUGCACUUAUCAUACAUAUUGCUUAGUAGUUUGAGUAUACUUUCUUAUGUGUUUCUAGCACCGUUAUUACUAUUUCCUGUGACCCAUGGCCGUAACAAGCAUAUAUACACUUCCUGAUUCAAUUUUUUUGGAUGACAUGAUUGUAAAAGAUGUGUAAUCUAUGCAUUUAAGCUGGAAAUGAUACAAGUUUCUGUAUUAGUGGAUAUUAAGUUGAGAAUUGAGUUUGGUUCAAUGGUAUUAAAGUUGAUAUUAA